Bursaphelenchus okinawaensis is the source of this 1077-nucleotide messenger RNA. The record is from the annotation of a GenBank genome assembly. NCBI's taxonomy places the organism in Eukaryota, Metazoa, Nematoda, Chromadorea, Rhabditida, Aphelenchoididae.
AUGCCUUGCCACAACAACAUACCAUGGUAAGUUUUCUUUUGAGGAUUGAUGAAUAUGCAAUGAUUGUCCAUACCAUGAAUAGAUACUUGCGUACGUACUAUGUUCGUACUAUUUCCCUAUUCAUUUUAAUUUACGUUUGAUACGAUAGUUUUUUUGGAAGAUACGAUACCUCUUUAACGUGUUUAAUGAAGUUCUGCGUGAAGAUACGAAGAUGUAUAAUCAAAUUUUACGUGAAGAUACGAUGCACUGUCGUAUAUAGAGUAUAUAAUUAUGUUACCGUGCAAUUAUUUUAUAAGUAAAUGUAGUAUAAUAUCUAUUUCAUCUUUUUCAGUGGGUAUACGAUGAAGUCGGUCAUACUGGUACUGAGUUUUGUUGGAUUUGCGUUAGGUAUGUUGAGUUUACAUUAUAGUAGCUUGGUAGCAUAUCAUUUAUCGAUUAGUUAUAAAAUGAAGUUUUUAAAAAAGUAGACAUCUUUAUAUAUUCAUACAUAGUUACAAUGGUGUAUAUAUAGUAAUGUAAAAGUUAUUUUACUUUGUAAACAAAGUUUCUUCAGCCGCCCCAGCCAGCCAAAGCCAAGACCUUCAGUCCAAGAUCGACGCCAUGGAGACACACAUUCAGAAUCUGGAGAAGAUUCUGCUACAAAGUCGUCAGCCCGCUUCUUUGCCAGAAUCACAGAUGCUCGCUCAACGCCCGACUCGCGCCCUCGCCUUUCAGCCAAUGAAAAGAAUGGUGGCUUGGCAGCCAAUGAAGCGGUCCAACAGUCUACUGGUACCCGAAUACAGUAAGGAACAAGGUAAGGAACCUUUACAUGAUAUUGAAAUAAUAAACUAUAAGAAGUUUUAAGUCGAUUAUACUGCAGUAGGUAUAGCAACAUUGAUAGGCCAUUUUAUAAUUUCAAAAUCAGUUUUCCAAUGUCGAAAACUGAAGAACUAUAUAAUAGUAUAACUUUUAUAAAUUACAGUAAUCCGAGCGGUGGAAGAACAGCUUUUGGAGAUUUUGCGAGCCGGCGAGACCCUGGGCGCGAACGCGGAAGAAGUUCUGAGCGAUUUGCGACGAAAGAACGGCCAAGUAAUGUAA